Molecule: messenger RNA, 8240 nt
Organism: Mercenaria mercenaria
Lineage: Eukaryota; Metazoa; Mollusca; Bivalvia; Venerida; Veneridae
Product: protein timeless-like
Exons: 23
Coding region: 292-3366 (1024 amino acids)
Biological process (GO): DNA replication checkpoint signaling; replication fork arrest; DNA repair
Cellular component (GO): replication fork protection complex
Molecular function (GO): DNA binding
Source: RefSeq, a predicted model, not a curated record
CGCAUCCGGGCAUUUACAACGUGAACGGCCGUAUCGAAUGUUGACUGAAAGACAUCGAAAUAAUAAACAGACGGCUAUAUUGCCAAUAACAAAAAUUUCAGUUGGAAAUUAUAUUUGAAGCUGAAAGAGCUUUAAUAAAACAGAUAUAUGUGCAUAUAAAAAUGUGUUUGACAUGUACAAGUAAGGCUGGUUCCCAGUUAACUGGAAAGGAGAUAUACAACUGCCAAUACUCGUCGUAUUAUUUUGUUUUGCGUUAAGUUCAUAUUUCGGUGUUGGAGAACAGUAGCAAGGAUGGAGUGGAUGAUAAUGAAUUGUGAUGGGGUGAAGGGCCUCUGUGGCAGUCUUGGCGACAAUGUACUGGGCAGUUACCAGGCAGCCGAUGACUGUUAUGAAACGCUGACAGCAUUAAUUGAGAACCUACAGGAGGAGGAUCCUAUAGACAGAAGUACGAGGAGACAACUAGCGGCCUCUCAUCUCAUACAACAGGAUUUAGUUCCCCUGUUGACCGACGUUGAGGACAACCCGGAACUUUUUCAACUUGGUGUUCGCCUUCUUGUAAGUCUUACACAGCCGGUAGAAUGUCUGCAGCAGGCGAAACGUGGGGAGAGCAAGAACCAGCAGGGGGAGCCACCAUGGGUGUGGGACGUAAACACAAUGCUCAUGGAGGCUAAAACAUCAUGCUCUGAUAUCAAGUUUAUCAAGGCAGUUUUCUCAGAAAUACAGAAAAUUUUGGAAGAUGCGGGAGAAUAUGACUUGGUAGAAGAAGACUGUGAGUCAAUUAACCAGUGUCUUCUUAUGAUUAGAAAUCUACUGUACAUACAGGACAUAAGGCAGGGGCGAGACUGUCUCUCUGGCGUACAUAUGGUUUUCUUACGAAACCUGUUUCAGUGUGGGAUUGACAAAGUGCUUCUUUUCCUGCUAAAUGCCAAACAAAAGGAUUUCUGGGGAGUGACACUUGUACAGCUUAUAUCUCUACUUUACAGAGACUUGGUCAGCGAGAUAUUUGUACGUAUUGAGGAUCUUUCAUCUUGUGGAGAGGAGUCCUGUGAUUCCUCCAACUGUUCACAUUGUGAAGCAGCGAUGGAUCGCCCAUUUCCAUUUGAUCCCUCAUUCAGGCACUCGCCAACAAAACACAACAGUUGCGAAAGUUCAGGGAAUGUUUCUCCCGAUUUUACAAAGAACACAGUGAGUUGUUCCACAGAAUCUAAAACAAUGAUAUUGUCUGAACAAAAUGACAUUGAAAGUAGAACAACUUCUCCUCUUGCAUUGUGUUUUCAAGACUCUUGCCAGAUAGAUCAGAACUCUGAAUAUUUAUGGCAACAUGAGGAAUGUACAACAGACUCUUGUGUUCAGUGUACCGGCAAUCAGGAUAAAGAUAUGACAAAAGUAGAUCACACAUUAGGAAGUUGUUCCUCAGGCACGUUAAAAAGAACAGGCUUAAAUUCAAGACUGGAAAGUGCGUCUGCAGAUAAUAAAAGUACAGAUUCAAGUUCACCGUUGGAUGAAUUAGGGUCACAGCUGACUGAGUUUACGUUUAAUUUUCUCCAGAACGGGUUCUCAAGUCUAGUCAGUGUCUUAAAGCAAUCAUUAAUGAAUCAUCCGGAUGGAAUAAUUCCAGAGUCCCUCGAUGAUUCUUACUUUCUGUGGAGUGUUGCCUUCUUUCUCAAGUUUGCCCGCAGGAAGGAAAUAGAUUUCAAGAAAAUCAAAAAUGUGUUUACAGUAGAAGUGUUUGGAUUUCUUGUGUUUGAGGCAAUAAGUAAUGGAGAAGAUGUGCUCCUUUCAUACAAGAACAACAAAAACUACGCCCUUAGCAUGAGAAGGUUACAUCUGAGUGUGAGUGCCUUACGAGAAUUGAUAAAGACCUUGACAUUUCAUAGAGAGAGAGGACUAGAGAAGUCAGACCUUCAGUAUCUUGAGGAACUUCAGAGAAAUUUGGCAAAUAUGACAGAUUUACGGGAAGUAUUUUUGUGGUUAGUGCGCAUGUACCAGCCAGAUUGUCAUAACAUCCUGUUUCUUCGAGACGUCAUAGUAACAAACCACUACUUUCUGUUACUGUUAGAGGAGUGGAUUGGACGAGACUUGUGUCAGGACAAGAGGAUUGAUAUGCUGGCUCAUGUCAAACAAUUUGCAGAAACAGUGGUGAUGCAGAAAUACGGCUACUUACUACAGAACUUUGUACGCAAUGAUCAUCAUGUGAACAACUGUAUAUUUACCAUGAUGCAUCAUGUUGCCGGUGACUGUCAGAAACCAGAGGCUUUACUUCAAGCUGAUAUACUGAAAACAUUCCUACAGAUCUGGGAUACUGAAGUACCAAUUACACAGGAGAUGAAUGACCUUAUGGAAUACAUUAUCCACAAUUUCCUGUCAACAGCAGAGGAAAAUCCACUAUCAUGUGCCAUGCAGCUUUUUACUGAAAAUCCCAACACACAGGAAGGCAUGAAUGUUGAUGGAAAUGACUCUGAGGAAUCGGAUGACGAUGAGUGGACAGAGGAGGAGAUAGAUAAAGUGUUCAUGUGGUAUGCAGAGCUAGAGGGGUGCUCCGACAUGGUUGACAAAAUCACCAUCAUGUUCAGUGAGAUCGGCAUCAGGAAAUCAAAGUUAGAGGUUGUAAAUCACAUGGUAAAGAUGGGUUGGCUGGACUCGGAGCAACUAGAGACGUUUAUAGAUACUGAUAAACAAGAAUUGGAUAUUGAAUCUCCAAAACUUAAUAUAGGAGAUAAGAAACAGAAAAAGAUGAUAUCAAUCCUUGAAGAGCUCUCCAGGAUGAAGGAAGAACAGGUUGUUCCACAUUGUAUACAGAAAUUGAAGGAAGACGGCUUUGAAUCACAGCUUAAUUUCAUCCAAGCAAAUUUCUUAGAGGCAGCUUAUGUUAAGAUUGAUGGUGAGUUUAUGCAGAAGAAGUAUAUAGAGGAGCCAUUGUUCAAGUAUUGUCUUGGUAAAGGUAAAGAUUUACCGAUAGUCUUCUACAAUGAGGAGCAGGAGAAAAUACGUGACAAUGUCUAUAUGCUGGCUAUGCUGCAGCAGAUGGGGCUUCGACUUGAGGAGGAAACAGGACUUCUCUAUCCCAGAAUUCCCAGCAACAUGACCAUCCAGGAACUUGUUGACUUUGCAAGAAUGCUUGGAAAAAUUGAUAUGGAACAUGUGAAGUUUGACAUUGACACUGCUUCAAAACACAUCAGCAUGACGACAAAAAAUUCUGAGCGGCUGCCAUUUUCUGAAUUGAAUUCCAGGGCAGAUCAACUCGGAAGAAAGUCAGUGACAAAAGUGCCUGGUGUUGCCUGGAUGGAUCUGGUCGCAAAUUUCAACAAGGCAGAAGCAAACGCUGCAUAUGUUAACGCAAUGUCAUUAAAUAUGGACACAGAAUAAUCACAAACAAUGGACAUAAUUGACAAACAGAUAAUAACAGUGUGAUUACUACUUGCUAUAGUGAAUGGACAAGGAACGAGAUAGGUCUGGAAUUUAAGAUGUCACACACUUAGGUUAUAAGUUAACAGGAUGUCAUAGUAAAAAAAGAGUUAUUACAAAUUAUACUGAUUAACAAAAAAUACAAAAUAAAUAUGUUUGCAGAGGGAUUACCAAAUUGGAAUGAAAUGGAUAAAGACGAGGAUAUAUGGAUAAUGCUCUUUUGCCAUAUAUUUGGGACAAUUUAUAUAUAUUGUAACCUCUACAAUUGAAAUUUAUCAUGUAUAAGCUCAGGAAAGUUGAUAAAAAAUAUGUUGUUGUAAAGAGGGUACUUUAGAAGAUGUUGCUAGAAGUAAGUAGUAUCUAGAGACUAUAUAUACCUGAAGAUAUCACACCAUUUUUGUAUAAGGAGCUUACAUGUAUGUAUAAAAUUACCUGUCAAAAGCUGUUACAGAUGUGGGUAGAUAGUGUUGUUAUGUUGAUAUUUUCUUGCUAAAUGUCUGUAGUAAUUUGAAGAGGACAUUUUACUUGUUCUGGGAAGUUGUACACAUUUAUACUGGGAUAAUUUAUAUCUGAUGUUUACAAUAGGGGAUAUAUAUUACACUUUAUAGAUUUAACAAUUACAUAGCCAGUCAUUUUGGUCUCGAGAACAUUCCAGAGAGAAAAUAUUUUUGGGACCUAUUUGUUAGCUGAGUCACCUCUAGCAGUGGUUUAUAUUGCUGACAUUGACCCACUUGCUCCAUAUGUCUUUAAGUUCAAAUCCCAACCUGGUUGUCAUGUGAGUGGUCCUGCCAAAAAAUUGUGCUUCUGUGGAGGUGCACAAACUUGCCUGAAUUUCUGGGAGGGGUAUCUCGAGAUUUUCUCCACCAUAAAUACCAGAAAGAUUUUGUAUGACCUAAUUUGUAGUGAUGUGACUUGAAAUUAAACAACUACAAAAAAAAAAAUCAUUUUUUUUACAUUGGUGGACAAAUAUGAGAGACUGAUAAAGUAGAAACUGGAAGAAAAUUGUGGCAAAUUGUUUUUGGGGCACAAUCAUAUCCCUAGUGUACAUUUUACAGUAUACAUGCAUAGCUGUCACAGUCACAAAAAAUUACUGAUCAGUAAGUGUGCUUACAUUUAUUUGAUGAACUACUUUAUAUUAUGUUAUAAUUGCUUAUGUAAUUAGCUAUUUUACUGUUGUAACUGUUGAGCAUUGUUUGUAUCAUGCUGUUAUCAACUUCAUUUUUAGCUCAUCUGAUUUUUUGAAAAAAAAUGAUGAGUUAUUGUCAUCACUUGAGCGGUUGUCGGCAUCGGCGUCGGCGUCGGUGUCGGCGUCGGCGUCUGCGUCGGCGUUGCCUGGUUAAGUUUUAUGUUUAGGUCAGCUUUUCUCCUAAACUAUCAAAGCUAUUGCUUUGAAACUUGGAAUACUUGUUCACCAUCAUAAGCUGACCCUGUAUAGCAAGAAACAUAACUCCAUCUUGCUUUUUGCAAGAUUUAUGGCCCCUUUUGUACUUAGAAAAUAUCAGAUUUCUUGGUUAGGUUUUAUGUUUAGGUCAACUUUUCUCCUAAACUAUCAAAGCUAUUGCUUUGAAACUUGGAAUACUUGUUCACCAUCAUAAGCAGACCCUGUACAUCAAGAAACAUAACUCCAUCUUGCUUUUUGCAAGAUUUAUUGCCCCUUUUGGACUUAGAAAAUCAGUUUUCUUGGUUAAGUUUUAUGUUUAGGUCAGCUUUUAUCCUAAACUAUCAAAGCUAUUGCUUUAAAACUUGCAAUACUUGUUCACCAUCAUAAGUUGACUCUGUAUAGCAAGAAACAUAACUCUGUCCUGCUUUUUGCAAGAUUUAUGGCCCCUUUUGGACUUAGAAAAUAUCAGAUUUCUUGGUUAAGUUUUAUGUUUAGGUCAACUUUUUCUCUUAAACUAUCAAAGCUAUUGCUUUGAAACUUGCAACACUUGUUCACCAUCAUAAGCUGACCCUGUACAGCAAGCAACAUAACUCCAUCCUGCUUUUUGCAAUAAUUAUUGCCCCUUUUGGACUUAGAAAAUCAUUUUCUUGGUUGAGUAUUAUGUUUAAGUCAACUUUUCUCAUAAACUAUCAAAGCUAUUGCUUUAAAACUUGCAACAGUUUUUCACCAUCAUAAGUGGACACUGUACAUCAAGAAACAUAACUCUAUCCUGCUUUUUGCAAGAAUGAUGGCCCUUUUUAGACUUAGAAAAUCAUGGGUAGGACAAUAUUUCUAUUACACAAAAAAAAUCAGAUGAGCGUCAGCACCCGCAAGGCGGUGCUCUUGUUAUAAGUUUUAAUAACAAUUUUGUCUUUAUGACAAUUUUUACAUGUCUUUACUGCAUGUAUAAUUUUUAUUGUCAUGAUAGGUAUUAUAUUCUUUUGGCCCCAAAUCAGUUUUUUUUUAUUUAUUUGGAUAUUUAUCAUUGUAUAUAUAGGAUAUUUUUGUCAUAAAUAUUUAUAUGAUAAUUUUUAUUUCAUACCAGUUAGUACAAUUUCAUAUCUUUUUAAGUUAUUUUGAUAUGAGAACUUUUGUAAACAUUUUAAAUUAGAAUUAUACUGCUAUUUUUGGUUACAUUUUAUACAUGUAUGAUAAUUGUGGAGUAGGUAUUAACGGUUCAGGAUAAUUUGUCAGUUAUGGAGACCUAUUUGAACAUGUGUGUUUUACAAGUGAACCAAUUACUUUCAAGAAAAUUUAUAUAUUUCAUAAACUGGCAUAUCAUUAUUGGAACCAUAGCUGUGAUCACACAUAUAAAACAGUAAACAUGAAAAGCUUAUAUGUGAUAAAAAGAAUAUUAAAUUUGUGUCUUUCCACAUUGACUUUAUUAAACUCGUUGAAUAAAAUUGAAAAAAUACUUGGCAGGGCCUCGCAUUUUAUUUUAUUCAUCUUGUUUAAUGAAUUCAUUAUGAAAAGACAUGUAAUAUCCUCUUAUUUAUAUCAUUUUGCUUAAACUGACACAUUGUCCAAGAUGAUUAGUACUCAAGUGAUGGAAAAUUCAGCUAGUCGUUUGCUAUUUAUACCUUUUUUUUAUUCAUUUGUCUUGUUUUGCUACCUUUUGUAAUGCUUUUGAUAUUAAAUGCACAUUUUUGUCUUUAGAGUAAAGUUUAACACAUUAAAAGACACUAAUGCACUUCAGCUUCUUUAAAGUAUUAAUACCCUGGCUUCUAUCUAUUUAAUUUCAAUUACAGAUAAUGAUUCCCCGAUAGUUUUGAAAUAGUUUUAUUAAAAUGCUUUUUUUGUAGAAAUUUUUUCUUUUUUUUUGUAAAAUGAACUAGAAAAAAUAAUUUUUGACAACAAGUGCUGUAAAAUACAAUGUUACCAGUGAGACACUUGAUGAAUGUAUAUUCCUCAGUGACAUACUUUCAUCUUGUCUUGUAUCUCACUGACAGAUCUAUAACUUCUGUGAAGCCCUGUAUAAAAUGAAGAAAAAAAAACAUGAACAAGUAAUUUCAAUAAUUGUCUUUCCUGUUAUAUCAUUGUUGACUCAUGUUGAGUUUAUACUAUAUUUAAUCCACACAGACUGAUGUUAGUUUCUGUACAAAGUAGGGUCUUCACUAACUGUUGUAAUUUUGUUCAUAUGUGCUCAUUUGUACUGGUUUAGUUUGGUAUCCUCAGUACAUUGUCCAUGUAUGCCAAAAGAUUCUUCAAUUUCUGUAUUGCCUAAAGAUUUCGGACCCAGUCUUAAGUACAACUUUGAUAUUGACCAAUGGUAACAUUGCAUUAUGAGGGUUUUAUUCUGUAUUUGUAAAUAGUGAAUUUUGUUUUGUUUUUGUAAAUAGUGACUUUGGUUUCUUUUUAGUGUUAUAUUUUUCUGUGAUCAGUAGAAUUAGACUUUGGUUCUGUGGUAUCUCGGUACUUACUGUUUGGAAGGCAAUUAAAAAGACAAAUUAGAACAUGUCUCGUUAAUUUUGAAGAUGUUCAGAAGUCUUCUGAAAAAUAUAAAAUAAAUAAUAUCUACAUUCUAAAUGUCACAGGUUGCCUAUAAAUGACGAUAGCAACCAAAAAUAGCCAAGAAUCCUGAACGCUACAUAAUACCAAGGUUAGAGCUAAAACAUCCUGUAUGGAAGUUUGCUAAAGCAUCAGACUUAAAAGGCUUACUGUUGUGUAAUAAUGCAAAAUCAAAAUAAGCUGACAUCAUUUGUCAAACAACAGCUUUUCAAAACAUGGCAUUAUUUAAAAUGAACUGAAACUUUUAUCUCCAUUAAUUUUAUAGAUGUUGGGUAGAGUGUAACCAUUCAGUGUUGUCCGUUUAGUGCUACAGAUUCCAUAUGAACAUGAAAGCAAGUCUAAACCCAAAGUCUGUCAAUCUAUUUCAAUCUGUAUAUUUUCACAUCGAAAUCACUUUUGUAAAGUCAUGUCCUGUAUAUGCAUAAAAAUUAACAUGAUGGUAAAAUUUUAUUUAUUUUAUUUAUUUAUUUGGCUUCUCUGGUAGAACUGAGGUCGAACCUUCAAAGCAUACUCGUACUGUUGAAAAUAUUAUGAAUUGUAAACGAACAGUAAACCGGACUGGUAAUAUAAAUGUAAUCACAAAAUACACAACAUUACUAUUUCAGUAUUUUGCAAUUUGCCACAGUACCACAGGAAACAACAAAAUGACAUUUUAGCCACACAGUUUUGCAAAAAAGUAAAAGCUGUAGGUCAAGUUUGUCCACUAUAUUGUUUAAAAUGUAUGAUAUUAAAUAUAUUAAAAAAAAAACAGAUUUACAAAGUUUCCAGUGGCAACCAGGUUUCUUUUCUGGACUACAGAUUUUAAGUUGUUUUUUGUGGAUCAGAGAAAAUUUUGUAUACAUAGAUUUGUUGAGUUUUGUCAAUGUAACUUGUUGUAAAUGAAUUGUUAUUAAAAUUAAAAAUGAGA